AUGUUGGAUUUUGCAAGAAGAUCCUUCGCCACAGAAUCCGUUCAAUGUUGGCCUGACAUUCAACGUUUCAAGAAAACCAAACGCUCAAACCGAAAGACAGCUGCCAUGCACAUUUUGAAUGCUUAUCUGACAUUGGGAGCUCCUUUAGAAUUGAACAUGCCACACAUUGAAGAAAAGAAACAAGAAUUAUUACCUUUCAUUGAGAACGAAUCAAAAAAUAAUCCAAUUCCACACCAUUUAUUCGACUCGAUUCAAGAUCAUUGUUUGAAUGAUAUGGCAGAUUUAUUUGAGCGAUUGAAACAAUCAAAUUCAGAAAUUUAUGAACUCGUUCAAAGUUAUUCUCAACGAAAGAAAAAAAUUGACAAUCACAUUGACAACAAUCAUAACGACAACAAACAAAAGCCCUCCACGAAUGAUCACUGCCAAAUGUGA
This is a messenger RNA of Naegleria fowleri, 432 nucleotides long. RefSeq lists its product as uncharacterized. The record is from RefSeq and is a predicted model, not a curated record. The transcript has a single exon. NCBI's taxonomy places the organism in Eukaryota, Heterolobosea, Eutetramitea, Acrasida, Naegleriidae. The coding region runs from base 1 to 432 and encodes 143 amino acids.